Cygnus atratus (black swan) is the source of this 1556-nucleotide messenger RNA. It is a transcript of the gene RAB28, whose product is annotated as RAB28, member RAS oncogene family. Gene Ontology annotation, molecular function: GTPase activity; GTP binding. The transcript is spliced from 7 exons. NCBI's taxonomy places the organism in Eukaryota, Metazoa, Chordata, Aves, Anseriformes, Anatidae. Gene Ontology annotation, cellular component: Golgi apparatus; endosome. The record is from RefSeq and is a predicted model, not a curated record. The coding region runs from base 298 to 966 and encodes 222 amino acids.
GUUACAGCGCCGGGCGUCACUCGGCGCUGGGCCGAACCACUCGCGCACCCGCCGCGGGGGGGCGGAAAGGGAGCGAGCCGCGGCUGCUCCCAAGUGCGGCUGCGGGGCUCGCUGUCGGGAUCCCCUCUCCCCCCUCCCCUCCGUUGUCCCGUUGGUUUCGCCCAGCGCGGCCCUUAGCUACGGCGGGGGCGCCGAGGGAAGAUGGCGGCUCCGUGACCGCGCCGCCGCCAGCUUCGUUGCCCUUCAGCCGCUGCGCCCCGCGCCUGCCGCCCGCCCUCCCCGCCGGGGCCGGGGGCCAUGUCGGACUCGGAGGAGGAGGAGGGCCCGGACCGUCAGCUCAAGCUUGUGGUGCUGGGGGACGGCACCUGCGGCAAGACAUCCUUAGCCACACGUUUUGCCCAAGAAACUUUUGGAAAACAGUACAAACAAACCAUAGGACUGGAUUUCUUCUUGAAAAGGAUAAUAUUGCCAGGAAAUUUGAAUGUUACUCUUCAAGUGUGGGAUGUCGGGGGGCAAACAAUAGGAGGCAAGAUGCUGGAUAAAUAUAUUUAUGGAGCUCAGGGUAUUCUUUUGGUUUAUGAUAUUACCAACUGCCAGAGCUUUGAAAAUUUAGAGGACUGGUAUAAUGUGGUAAAAAAAGUGACUGAAGAAUCAGAAACACAGCCACUUGUGGCCUUGGUUGGAAAUAAAAUUGAUUUGGAGCAUAUGCGCACAGUGAAAGUUGACAAGCACCAACGAUUUUGUCAGGAAAACAAUUUUAGUAGCCAUUUCGUGUCGGCCAAGACAGGAGAUUCUGUCUUCCUGUGUUUUCAGAGAAUUGCUGCUGACAUCCUUGGCAUCAAAUUAAACAAAGCAGAAAUGGAACAAUCACAGAGGGUGGUGAAGGCAGAUAUUGUCAACUACAGUCAGGAGCCUGUGACAAGAACCGUUAAUCCUCCUAGAAGCUCAAUGUGUGCAGUUCAAUGACCAUAUUAUUUUCCUUUGGUUUGAUACCUUUGACUGUCCUCCUACCUUGACACAGGCUCUGGGAUUGCCAGGAACUUUUAACAGUGACCAUCGCUACAGUGCAAUUCAAAAACAUGUUGUACCAUUGUACGUUGAGAAACAGCAGGCAUUUUUUUGACCGGCUGAAAUGAAAUGUUAGACCACACACUUUGAAAAAUUGAGAUCUAUAUUCUUUUAAAUUAUAUUUCAAUAAAACAGUAUAACUGUGUUUAUAAGUUUUCUCCUACCUAUUUGACUGAUACUGAAAUACAAAUGGAUGAAGGAGUCCUGCAUUUGAAAUAGUUUUAAAAGCAUCGCUAUGGAAGGGUAUUUUGCCAGUGUUUUUUUCUUUUUUUUUUCUUUUUUUUUUUUAAUUUUUUUGCUCCUGUGAUCUAAACUAACAUUCAGCAAACUGUUACUUGGAAAAGCUAUUGCUGGAAUAAUUUUAGACACUAAUAUAUUUCAUCAGGAUUAUUUGGAAAGUACUCCAUAAAUAUAUCUACAUAGUGCGAAAUGUAUAAAUUGUAUCCAGGAAGAAGCAGUGCUUGAAAUAAAGCUGUAAUAUAAAAAUA